UCCCGUGCACUCCACGAGCCCCCGUCUGGCGCCACAUACCACCGCCUGCUUUCCCCUCCCCUAUCAAAUCCUCACUCCACUCGCCCCGCCCAGCCAGAUCUUCCUAGAACCUUCAGCAACCCUAGGGCCCCAGCGGGAGGCCUCUGCCGCUGCCGCCGCCAUGGCCCCCAACCCCGCCGCAAUCGCCCUCCUGGCUGCCCUCGACGGCAAUCUCCGCCUCCUCAAGAAAAUGUCCAAAAAGAUGGAUUUGCGGGAAACAAAGGACCCCAAAGGGCUCAACGCACUCCAUUUCGCUGCAAAUAAGGGGUCCCUGGAGAUUUGCAAGUUCCUGUUGGAGGACGUGGGGGUCGAUGUCAACUCGGUAUCAAGCGUAGGUGCGACACCGAUGUUUUAUGCUGCACUCAAGGGAAAUCUUCAGGUUGCCAGAUAUCUUCUCGAUCAUGGUAGCGAUCCGGCGAAACCUAGUGAGAGGGGCUUAACGCCGCUGCACAAUGCAGCAGAGCAUGGGCAUUGUGAGAUUGUAAGACUGUUGCUGUCCAAAGGAGUUGACGUGGAUGUUAUCAAUUACCGAGGGACACCAUUACAUAUGACUGCUGCAAAGGGUCAGCAUCAGGCCAUGAAAAUUCUGCUGGAGCAUGGUGCUGAUCCCAACAGAGUAGUCAAUCAUAUCUUCUCACCACUAAUGAUGGCAUGCUGUGGGAACUCCUUGGAAUGCAUGAAGCUACUGAUUGAGGCUGGUGCUGAUGUGAAUGGUAAUAGUAGCUCUGGACCAACUCCUUUAACGGGGGCAGUUGAUGAUGGCUCAACUGAAUUCGCCAAGUUCUUGCUGGAGGCUGGAGCUGACCCUAACAUUCCUAACCAGCACGGGGAUAUUCCAAUCAAGAGAGCAGCAGUCCGUGGUCAACGUGAACUUGUUGAGCUUCUGUUUCCUAAGACAAACCCAAUUCCAUCUGUGCCUGAUUGGAGUGUUGAUGGGAUAAUUACAACUAUGAAAUCUCCACAGACCAGGGUUCAGGAUAGAGCUUCUGCAGAAGAACGGAAAGCUGAUUUGAAGUCACAAGGGAAGGAAGCAUUUGCAAAGAAGGACUACUUUACAGCAAUGUACUACUAUGGACUGGUGAUGGAGAUAGACCCACUUGAUGCGACCCUGUUUGCUAACCGGAGCCUCUGCUGGCUGCGCAUGCGAGAAGGGGACAGGGCACUGGCAGACGCUCAACGGUGCAAAAUGCUGCGUCCUGGUUGGUCCAAGGCAUGGUACCGAGAGGGCUCAGCUCUCAGUUUCAUGGAGGAUUACCAAAGGGCAGUUGAUGCGUUCCAGGAGGCGCUGAGACUCGACCCUGACAGCAGUGAGAUCAAGAAGAUGUUAAGUGAGGCCAAAAGUAAGGCUACUCGCUAAGAGUAGGACCUGCGAUGGAGCUGACAUAUAAGCAAGUGCCUAUGUCCUACAUACCUGUGAUCAUCCUGUCUUUUCGCCGGCUACUAAUCCACUACCAGGCUUGCUCGUAUUGCAGCCGUUGACAAGCUAGCUACUUUCGAACUGUGCUCGAGGGCAGCUGCGGAGCUUCAACAGGAAUAAGAGCAAUCAAACGUAUUGUACUACUAUGUAUUAGCCGUGAAGGAAAAUGAGUUGUUAGAUGCACCAACAAAUAAUAGUUCAUGAAGUUCUUUUACCUGA
This is a messenger RNA of Triticum urartu, 1675 nucleotides long. The record is from RefSeq and is a predicted model, not a curated record. NCBI's taxonomy places the organism in Eukaryota, Viridiplantae, Streptophyta, Magnoliopsida, Poales, Poaceae.